GUGGGCAGCGGGCUGCUGGGAGCGGGAGCCGUGCUGGGCGCUGUGCUCGGGGCUGUCCCUGGCUGUACAGCGCUCUGGUUGAGUUGAAUACGUUGUGAGAAAAGCAGUCAGGCCGCAGGUGUGCGCUUUGUUCCUCCCGGCGUCUCAGAGGUUCGGUUAAUCACGCUUGUGUGUUUCACACUAAUUAUUAAGAAUCGUUACGCUUGGAAAAGAUCGCUGAGGUCGUGUUGUCCAACCGUUGACCCAUCCCAACCAUGCCCGCUGGCUGUGUCCCUCAGUGCCACAUCUCCACAUUUCUCGAAUGCUUCCAAAUGUUGAAGAAUUGUCACAGCUCAGCCUGGUUUUUGCGACUGGGGCAAAGGGACCCACAGAUCCACACCCUGGGGAGAGAAGGGGUUUGAGGGAAUAGGCAGGGAGAUGGACCUGGAUGAGGAAAACAGCGGCAUAUGAGCUAAUACAGUAUAAUGUAGUAUAGUUGGAAUUGAAGCUAAUAGGUCAAAUGUGAAAGAGAGAGAGUUUCAGAAGCUGACGUUGUUACUCUGAUGCUGUAGGUGGAGCAGCCAGGGAGCAGAAAGGCAAAAAAACAAUUGUCCAGCAAGUUGCAGGAUACCCAGAGAUGAAGGCCUGCAGGCUACAGCUGAGGUUUCUAACAAAGCUCUCUCUAGACACCAAUGCUUGACUUGAAUUUGGAUGAUGACGUACCAGUUGUAAAAAAAACUCUGAAGGUCAAAAGGCCUCGAUUUGAUGCAUCCUUGGUUUAUUUGACUCGAAAAUUCAUGGAUCUUGUUAAAAGAGCUCCAGAUGGUGUCCUUGAUUUAAACGACGUAGCAACAGCUCUUGGAGUACAAAAACGAAGAGUAUAUGACAUCACCAGUGUGUUGGAUGGGAUCGACUUAAUUCAGAAAAGAUCAAAGAAUCACAUCCAGUGGGUAGGUUCUAAUCUUGACCAAGUUGUUGAAAUGGCAGCACAGCGGCAAAACCUUAAAGAUGAACUUUCUGACUUGUCAGCCAUGGAAGAAGCUCUGGAUGAAUUAAUCAAGGAUUGUGCUCAUCAGUUAUUUGAUCUAACAGAUGACAAAGAAAAUGCAAAACUAGCUUAUGUGACGUACCAAGAUAUCCGUAGCAUUCAGGCAUUUCAAAAACAGAUUGUGAUUGCAAUCAAAGCUCCAGAAGAAACCAGACUGGAAAUACCGAUUCCUAAAGAGGAUUGCAUCAAAGUACAUGUAAAGAGCACAAAAGGACCCAUUGACGUGUAUCUGUGUGAGGUGGAACAAGAUAAGCCAGCAGACAAAAAUUCUGAAGAUAAGGAAGCUGUCACUUCUGAAACUGAGCCAUCAGUUCCUCCUGAUGAAGAGUGAGAGGAACUACAACUGAAUCUAACACCAAAUGUAAAUAUCUGUGUUGUAGAGCUCUUCCAAAGCUGUUUGGAACUGUAAACUUGCCAACCUGAAAUGCUCCAGAGUAUUUUGUAUUUAAAACAGCAACGGAUUGAGUGCUUGCACAGGAACGUUUAAUAUUCCCAAGUCAGAAGACAGUGGCUCCUAGAUUUGAUAUUAGGAGCUUUGAUUUUAUAAUUGCAUGUGAUCUACAGAGCUUUGGGAAAAUGGUGGUUUUAGUUUAUGAAAUAAUUUUAAUUGAUGGAAAACGCAUUCAGUAAAUGGAUUUGAAAAAUGAAGGUUUGAGAACUGUUUCUGGAACUAUUUGUAAACCUUCUGAAAAUGUAUAUAAUAAAGAAAAUGCACUUUUCAGUUCUGAGGCUGCACUACUAUGGAGAAGGAUUAUUAAAUACAGAUGAAGAAAGAACUGAUGUAUCAGAAGCCUUUGUUAUGAGGAACAAGAUGUAAAUAGUAUGAGAAUUAUGCCUUCCACUGUGUAGAUACUGUUUGCAUUAUUUGCAUCCAGUUCUGCAUUAAAUAUGGUAUCAACACUGAAGUUAAAUAAUGGCUUUUUGUAUAUCUGUACCAUGUCCGAGUAGUUACUGAUGUAGGUUUAUUGAGAUGGUUUACAUUUCUGCCUCUGUACAGCAAAGAAAUAAACUUUAUAAAAGCA
Molecule: messenger RNA, 2049 nt
Organism: Gallus gallus (chicken)
Lineage: Eukaryota; Metazoa; Chordata; Aves; Galliformes; Phasianidae
Gene: E2F6
Product: E2F transcription factor 6
Exons: 7
Coding region: 672-1358 (228 amino acids)
Biological process (GO): regulation of transcription by RNA polymerase II
Cellular component (GO): RNA polymerase II transcription regulator complex
Molecular function (GO): DNA-binding transcription factor activity, RNA polymerase II-specific; RNA polymerase II cis-regulatory region sequence-specific DNA binding; protein dimerization activity
Source: RefSeq, a predicted model, not a curated record